Molecule: messenger RNA, 1377 nt
Organism: Striga hermonthica
Lineage: Eukaryota; Viridiplantae; Streptophyta; Magnoliopsida; Lamiales; Orobanchaceae
Source: the annotation of a GenBank genome assembly
AUGGCGGCUGGGCCGUCCCGGAAAAUAUCCGCCGCCUCUGCCAGGGCUCACACCCGCAGACCCAGGGCCAAGACUGCUUCCAAAUUCUCAGGGAUAUUGAAGAAAAUAUUGGUUGUUGUGUUCGUGGGACUUUUAGCUUGGGCGUACCAGGCAACAAGGCCUCCACCUCCAAAGACGUGUGGCUCAGCAGACGGGCCCCCAGUUACAGCUUCGAGAGUUCAGCUUAGGGAUGGUAGAUACUUGGCUUAUCACGAAUUCGGUGUAACAAAGGAAAUCGCGAAGCGCAAGAUAGUUUUUAUCCAUGGGUUUCAUUCUUGCAGGCACGAUGUUUCUACAUUAACUGCCUACCUUUCCCCGGAUAUAGUUGAAAAUGAAGGAAUCAGCAUCAUCUCGUUUGAUAGGCCUGGUUAUGGCGAGAGUGAUCCUCAUCCAACACGCACGGUCAAGAGCUUGGCUUUGGAUAUUGAGGAGCUUGCGGAUCGGUUGGGUUUAGGAUCCAAAUUUUAUGUUGUCGGGUUUUCCAUGGGCGGACAGGUUGUGUGGAGCUGCCUCAAGUAUAUUCCUCAUAGAUUAGCAGGAGCAGCUCUGAUUGCGCCAGUUGUCAAUUAUUGGUGGCCCGCACUUCCUUCAAACCUGUCCGGACCUGCGUACGUGCUGCAGCCGAAACAAGACCAGUGGGCCCUUCGUGUAGCUCACUACCUGCCAUGGCUUACUUACUGGUGGAACACCCAAAGAUUUUUCCCUGUUUCGAGUGUUAUUGCUGGGGACCUGGUAAAUUUUUCCGAUCAAGACAAGGAACUGCUUCCAAGACUGAUUUCCAGAAAAAGAGAAUAUCAGGAGGUGCCAACUCAGCAGGGGGUUUUUGAGAGCCUUCAUCGUGAUACGAUGAUCGGGUUUGGAAGAUGGGAAUUUGAUCCAACGGAUAUCGAGAACCCAUUCUCGAAAGGCGAGGGUUCGGUUCACUUGUGGCAAGGGGAUGAUGACCGUCUCGUUCCGGUUUCACUACAACGUUACAUUGCUGAAAAGCUGCCAUGGAUUCAUUAUCACGAGCUGCCGGGCGCAGUAGCGCCGCGCCGCGGUAGUUCUUGCGCCCAGCGUAACGGGCGUACAGAGCCUCAGAUAUUCAGCGUCACGCCGUGUUGUGUCCUCACGCCACGGCAGUACCAGAUCACCGCGCCGCACUGCGCCACUUCCCGCGAGGACUGUCGCGCCCAGACUUUUCAUGCUACUUGCCCGCUCUUCACGUCGCGACACUCUUCACGCCGCGACAUACGUGGUCCCUCACGUCGCACCCAGGCGCCUCAUGCCAUGUCACCUGCGGGUAUAUAUAUAUGCGAUCGACUUUGUUCAGAAGAUUCACAUCUCUCAACUGAGUGA